Messenger RNA from Apiotrichum porosum, 2487 nucleotides. RefSeq names its product methyltransferase protein (gene SKB1). Bases 1 to 2487 code for a protein of 828 amino acids. The transcript is spliced from 4 exons. Gene Ontology annotation, biological process: regulation of DNA-templated transcription; peptidyl-arginine N-methylation. NCBI's taxonomy places the organism in Eukaryota, Fungi, Basidiomycota, Tremellomycetes, Trichosporonales, Trichosporonaceae. Gene Ontology annotation, cellular component: nucleus; cytosol. The record is from RefSeq and is a predicted model, not a curated record.
AUGGCGAGACUCCCCAUCGCCUUCUCCCCAAAGGAGCUCCCAGGACCCCCAACACAGCCACACCCAGCUCCCUCCCCGCUCCAGCAGUACAUCGGCCACACGGUCAGCACAACAGACUAUGAUGCCGUCUGCGUGCCCCUCACAAACCGCCGCUGGAUGGAGCGCUGGGAGCGUCUCUGCCUGCGCCCCAUCGACGACGAGGACCCCUACGUCAACGGCGGAGACCACGACGACGAUGCAAUGGACCAGCGCAACGGUCACGCGGCAGAGACGGACCGGGAAGCCGACAUUUGGCGUCGAGAGCCAAACCUCAACCGCGACGAGUGCAACAUCACGCGUCUCGAGGAAGGACAGGCUGUGAUUGCACUGGCGAGCGACUGGCUCGAGCUAGACUCGUUUGACGAGGGCAUCCGCUUCGACUCGGAGCUCGGCCUUCGCGCAGAGCUCCAGCACGCGCUCUACCUGUCUCUCCCAACUUUGGUCAUUCCUGCGCCCAGCCUGGCCAACCGCGCGAGCCUCCCUUCGUACGCUCGCGCCAUCUCCAACUUGCUCCAGCUCGGUGGGCCCAACGCGUACACCCAGAUCUCGAUCCGCAUCCCCGUGUCCGACCCGCUGGAGAUUAUCGGCCAGGGCCCCGCGCCGCCCAACGGCUCAGCAUCGGGCGACAGCAAGCACCACCGUCGCAUGAGCUCGCUGUCGUCACGACCCGCUAGCAUGCACCAGCACCAGCUCAGUCUCACCCAGCUCGGACAGUUGUCGCAGCCGCAGAGCUCGGGGCCGAUCCCAGGCAACCGUGUCACUAGUGUCGCUUCGCAGGCUAGUGCUGCGCCCAGCCAUGCGUCGGGCCGCACAGUCACUCACAGCGCGAUCCACGCGGACCCUAGCAGCACUUGGGAGAUGUGGGACUGCAUCAGGUCCAUGUGCGGCUACCACCCGCGCCUCACCGUCACCCUCGACCUGACUAACCCCUUACCCCCGUCUGUGGGUGCUCUGUCUCGCUGGACCGCCGAGCCCGUCAAGCACAUUUGGCUGCCUGCGACCGCGUUCAUCCCCAACGCCAAGGGCUACCCAGUUCUGUCCAAGGCGUGCCAGGCGUUCAUCCGCGGCAUGACAAAACAGAGCCCUACGUUCAUCCUCGCCGACACCGACUCUGGCCGCCACACGUCGGGGGGCCAGAAUGCGUACCUCCAGUACGUGCGCCACAUUACCUCGCAGGCAUCGCCCAACAGCACCAUUUCCCCACAGGGCCCCGCCGAGGUCGCCUCGGGCUAUGGUGAUUUCUUGCAAGCUCCCCUCCAGCCCCUCAUGGACGACCUGGGGAGCGCAACGUACGACGUCUUUGAGCGCGAUCCAGUGAAAUACAGGCAGUACGAGGAGGCGCUCUACCUCGCCGUCAUGGAGCGCGCGCAGGUGGCAGACGACAUUGUCAUUGUCGUGGCAGGUGCCGGCCGCGGGCCCAUUGUCAGCUGCGCGCUGCAGGCCCUUGACCGCGCCAACGUCGCUGCUCGCGUGUAUGCGGUCGAAAAGAACCCCUCGGCGUUCACGACCCUCCAGGAGCGCAGAGACCUCGAGUGGGGAGACCGCGUCGAGAUUGUGUUUGGCGACAUGCGCACGUUACCUGUGCGUGAGCAGGCCGACAUUCUCGUGUCCGAGCUGCUCGGCAGCUUUGGCGACAACGAGCUCAGUCCCGAGUGCAUUGACGGCGCGAUGCGUUUCCUGAAGCCGGAGGGCGUGUCGAUCCCCACCUCGUACACCGCCUGGCUGGCGCCCAUCGCCUCUGCCAAGCUGUACCACGACGUGACCCAGUCCUCGCGCUCGCCUGGAGCUGCCGAGACUCCCUACGUUGUCAUGAUGCAGCAGGUCAACCUGUUGUCGGGCGACGGCGGUGGCGUCGCUGGCCGGUGUGGCGAGCGUAUUCAGCAAUGCUGGCAGUUUGAGCACCCGCGCCGAGACCUGGUGGUCGACGAGGACGGCGUGCCCUACACAAACUCGCACAACACGCGUUCGGCGACGCUCACGUUCCACAUCCCUCACGCAUCCCCUUGCCACGGUUUUGCAGGAUACUUUGAGGCCCACCUGUACGGCAACGUCGGCCUGUCAAUCCACCCGGACACGAUGCACCGCGUCAGUCCCGACAUGUUCAGCUGGUUCCCGCUCUUCUUCCCGCUCAAGACACCGCUGUACCUGCCGUCAGGCGCCGAGGUGGACGUCAACAUCUGGCGUCUGGUCGACCAGCGCAGCCGUAAAGUGUGGUACGAGUGGAGUGCCGAGGCAUACCUGCCCGCGGCGCCGAACGCCGCGCCCGUCUCGCCGGGUUUGAAGGUCCCCCACCAGAACAUCAACCCCACCAGCCCGACCAUGGACGCGCCGUUCUCCCCGCUCAUGCCGCCGCCCCACCACGACCAGAUGGGCGAUGUCGGCAGGGUGAAAAUUGGCCAGACGAUGCUGCAUAAUGCCGCCGGCCAACAUUACUGGGUCGGCCUGUAG